GCUCAAGAAAACAAAGACAACUGUACAAGUCUUCAAGAUUCCAUUCCAUGCUAUAGUAGCCCUUCCUAAAGAAAAAACAAUUCUCAGAACUACACUCUCAUUCCUCAUCAUCAAGUGAAGAAUAAAUAAACAAGAAAAACAAAUAGCAUUUCUCAAGCAUCAUCAUAGUUCUUAAUCAGAUACUGUAAAAUGAUCAAUCAAAAAGCUGAAAUCGAAUCUCAGCUUCUGAUUGAAAACAGAGGAAAAUUGGAAUCCAAGAAGAAACUGAAGAAAAUUAGAUCAAUGAAGAAGCUUCAGAGAUUGUCAAGCAGAGGGAGAAAACCACAGUAUGAUCAUAGCCUCUCAAUUAUUUCAUCUGUUGGCUCAGAAAGUUCACAGCAUCAAACCCCAAUUGAAGUCACAGAUGCAUCACCCAAUUACAUGAAAGCCACAAGUAGUUCUCAUGCAAAGGAUAGUUUUCAGAUUGUGCAAAGACUUGUAAGAAACAAGACUUUAACAAGAAUGAGUACCUUGAAACUGAAGAGAAGUUUGACUAGGAAGUUGUCUGGAAAGACUGAAUUGAAGAGGAAGCUGAAGUCAUCGAGAUCAAUCAAGCUUGCAGCUGUCAAGGGAUCUAAAUCGACAACAGGGAUAGAUUCUGAGUCUAUUAAUGGAAUUGAUGGCGAGAAUAGGGAAAGUACGAGUGAUGCUGGUAAUAAGCUUCAGAGAGUCCUUACUAGGAGAUUAAGCUUGAAACCAGUGAGGAUCUCUGCGAAAAAAACUAGUUGCAAAUCGAAGAAUUCUUUGGUGGACUCGAGUUUGCAUAAAGCUACGUGUUCUUCUGCUAUUAAGGAUUCUCAUUUCCCUGAUCGUAUUGAACCCCCACAAGAGGGAAGUAGUUCUCAAGGAGUAUCGGUUGUUAGGGUUUGUCCUUAUACUUACUGCUCUCUUCAUGGUCAUCGCCACGGUGAUUUGCCUCCGUUGAAGCGGUUUGUAUCGAUGAGGAGACGUCAGUUGAAGACGCAAAAGUCUGUGAAAAAGGAUGGGAGAUCAAAGCAAAUUGGUAAUGCAAGGAAAGCCACUCAGAAAACCAAAACUGUUCAUAAUGAAGAUGGCGACUCUCACUUUCAGAAUGAGAAAAAUGUGGCAAGAGAAUCAUCGCCUUUUAAGCCUCAUGAUACUCCGCCAUCCACAGUUAAUGAAGGUGAUGCUUCAACCAAAGGCAAAAAUAUGAAGCCAGAUUAUGAAGUGUUGCAGAAGAGUUUUGAACAAGAUGUUACUACUACUGGCGUGGCAUAUGGAGUGCAGGAAAGAGAUCAGAAAUAUAUAAAAAAGUGGCAUUUGAUGUAUAAGCAUGCAGUAUUAAGUAAUGCAGGUAAAUGUGAAAAUAAGCUUCCCUUUGUUGGGAAUGAAAAAGAAGGUAGGGAGGAAGAUAAUGAAGAAAACAACUCUUCUCGUCACAAUUGUAGUGAAACAGAUUCAGAUAUGGAUGAUGAAAAGAAGAAUGUAAUUGAGCUGGUGCAAAAAGCAUUUGAUGAAAUCCUUCUCCCUGAAGUUGAAGACCUUUCCUCUGACAAUCAUUUAGAAUCUAGAGGCAAUGAAACUGACGAGCAACUCUUAGAAAAGAGUGAAGGUAAGAUUGAAGAAAGGAAUACCCCAACUUUUGCAGAAUCUCCUAAAGAAAUGCAGAAGAUAGAGAACAAAUCAAGAAACUGGAGCCGUCUGAAAAGGGUAAUCCUCUUGAAAAGGUUUGUAAAGGCAUUAGAGAAGGUAAGAAACAUCAAUUCAAGAAGACCAGGUCCAUUGCCUUCAGAUGCCAACUUCGAAGCGGAAAAAGUUUUCCUUAACCACCAAACAGCAGAGGAGAAGAUAAAAACGGAGUGGAUGCUUGACUAUGCACUUCAAAAGGUUAUUUCUAAACUCGCACCUGCUCAAAAACAAAGAGUGGCACUUCUAAUAGAAGCUUUUGAAACGAUUCGGCCAAUUCAAGAGGUGGAAAAUGGACCACAGUCUUCUGUGACGGUGGAGUCUCAGGCGAAUCCAAUUCAAUCACUUGAUGCUUCCUCAAAUCAUAGCAAGGAAGAAAUAAGCGACGGAAAGGGUUUUGAGGUAACAGAAAGAGCAAGGACAGACAAGAAUACGGCUGCAUUUAAAAAAAAUGAUGAAAGUGCUACUGUGGAAUCAACAUCAACAGAAGUAGUCAAGUAUCCGGAUUUCGAUAUUGGGGCAUUGGAGGAAGAAGUAACAACCAAAGGCAAAAAUAUGGAACCGGAUUACUAUGUGCCGCAGAAGAAUUUUGUGCAGGAAGAGCCUAAACAUGGUGGUAGUAUUACUGGUCUUCCAUAUGAAGUGCAGGAAAGAGAUCAGAAAUAUAUAAAAAAGUGGCAUUUGAUGUAUAAGCAUGCAGUAUUAAGUAACACAAGUAAAUGUGAAAGUAAGCUUCCCUUUGUUGGAAAUGAAAAAGAAGGUAGAGAGGAAGAUAAUGAAGGAAACAACUCUCUUUGUCAUAGUUGUAGUGAAACAGAUUCAGAUAUGGAUGAUGAAAAGAAGAACGUAAUUGAGCUUGUGCAAAAAGCAUUUGAUGAAAUUCUUCUUCCUGAAGCUGAACAAAUCUCUUCUGACGAUCAUUCAAAAUCUAGAAGCUAUGGCUCUGAAGAAGUACUCUUAGAAAAGAGUGAAGGUAACGUAGAAGAAAGGAAUGCCUCAACUUUCAAAGAAUCUCCUAAGGAAGCACAGAAGAUGGAGGAGAGCAAACCAAAAAGCUGGAGCCAUCUGAAAAAGCUAAUCCUCUUGAAAAGGUUUGUAAAGGCAUUAGAGAAGGUAAGAAACAUCAAUCCAAGAAGACCAAGACAAUCUCCUUCAGAUCCCGACUUUGAAGCGGAACAUGUUGUUCUUAACCGCCAAACAGCAGAAGAGAGGAGAAAGUCGGAGGAGUGGAUGCUUGACUAUGCACUUCAAAAGGUUAUAUCUAAACUCGCACCUGCUCAAAGACGAAGAGUGACACUUUUAAUAGAAGCUUUUGAAACGGUUCUGCCAUUUCAAGAUGCUGAAAAUAGACUGCAGUCUUCUGCGACAGUGGAGUCUCAGGAAAAUCCAAUUGAAUCACUCGAUGCUUCCACAAAUCAUGGCAAGGAACAAGUAAACAAUGGAAGGGUUUCUCUUUACUCUGCUAAGACAUUGCUUGGAAAAGUUUCAUGUUCUAAUGACAGUACUAUGGAAUUUUCCGAUAAAGCUAGUGAAAAUCCAAUGCAUGAACUUUGCAAUCCUUUUGAACCAGUGGAACCAGAGGAGGCUCCAACCAAUCGAAUAGUUGAUGAAGUUCCAGAAGAUUUGGUUUCAGAUUUGAAUACAGAAAACAAAAGUAUCAGUUCUGAGUCGCCUGAGAGAUACUGUGAAACUAAGAAUGUCAUCGGUGAUAAUAGUGAACAAUUUUCUUUGACUAAAAGCUUAGUCCUAAAUGGUCUUGUGAGAUCACUGAAAUCUAAUUUGGUUGGCCCAGAAGCACCGUCAAACCUAUUAGAUGAACCAACAAGAGACAGAAAAGAUAUGAUUGAAAAAGAUCAGCCGGGAACAUCCCAAGCUCCUACAAGUGCUGUUGUAGAAUCUGAGACUCAGGUAGAGAAACAAGGCAACACAGGGCUAUGGUUCAUGGUGUAUAAGCACAUGGUAUCAGAUAUAACUGAAAACAAUCCCAAGACAUUAACUGAUGGGCCAGAUGAGAACGAGUCAGAGUAUGAAGGUAGCAUAACAAGAGGAAAUUCUGUCUCUUAUGAAAGUACACCUGUAAAUAGUCCAGAUGUGCACUUCAAAGAUCAUGUUGUAGCAGAUGCCGAAGUUCAAGCCGAAGUUGAACUUCGACAGAUUGAAGCCAUCAAGAUGGUAGAAGAGGCAAUUGAUUUCAUCCUUCCAGACAGACAGCCACUUCCUGACGAUAACACAAUUGGCGACAGUACUGAAAGAAUGCAUAGUCAAGGCUUGAACCAAAAAGAAGAAAAGAUGGAAUCUGGGAAUGGAAUAGCCAAGCAACAAAAAGAAGAACCGGUAUCAAAGGAGGGAGACAAACCAAAACAGAAAUUGUCUAGGAACUGGAGCAAUCUUAAAAAAUUUAUAAUGCUUAGAAGAUUCAUCAAGGCAUUGGAAAAAGUAAGGAAAUUUAACCCAAGAGGGCCUAGAUAUCUACCAUUAGAACCUGAUUCAGAAGCUGAAAAAGUUGAAUUGAGGCGUCAAGAUAUGGCAGAAAGAAAAGGCACAGAAGAAUGGAUGCUUGAUUAUGCACUUAGACAGGUUGUGUCCAAAUUAACUCCAGUUAGGAAGAGAAAAGUGGAGCUGUUAGUCGAAGCUUUCGAGACAGUCGUGCCAACUGUAAAAAAUUGAAACCGGCUAAAUAAAAGAAUAGCUUUGUAUGCAAAAUGCAUUCACGCCAAUUUCAAACAAGCUGAAAGGUCAACAAGGAAAUGUAUUUGAUCACAAAUUCACAAUCCUUUGAGAUGAUUAUGCAGUUUAUUGUUUGUGGCAACAUUGUGUGAGACUACAUGAUAUUGAAUGUUUUGUGUACAAUCUUAUAGAUAAAAGCAAUUAGUGCUUGAUGUCUUUUGCUUGUUGUGAUGAACACAUUUGAAUUAGCCAUGCUAUGCUAUACAACAAAGAUUGAUCAGUUGAUCCUA
Messenger RNA from Vicia villosa (hairy vetch), 4643 nucleotides. RefSeq names its product calmodulin binding protein PICBP-like. Gene Ontology annotation, molecular function: calmodulin binding. The transcript has 4 exons. Lineage: Eukaryota; Viridiplantae; Streptophyta; Magnoliopsida; Fabales; Fabaceae. Bases 190 to 4353 code for a protein of 1387 amino acids. The record is from RefSeq and is a predicted model, not a curated record.